AUGGCUUCAUCUUCAACGGUUGGGCCUACUGAUGGCUCCAGUUACAAACCCAGAUACAUCGAUAUCGGUAUCAACCUCACAGAUCCCAUCUUCCGAGGCAAAUAUCACGGCAAGGAGCGACAUCCCGAUGAUCUCGAUGCCAUCGUUGGGAGAGCCCGUGAGGUUGGUUGCACAAAGCUUAUAGUGACCGGCUCAGAUAUCGGUAACUCUCGAGAUGCCCUUACCCUUGCCAAAGAUUAUCCCGGGACCAUCUUUGGAACUGCAGGCAUUCACCCCUGUAGUAGCGCCGUCUUUAGUGAAGCAGGCCCUUCUCAUGAGUCCGAGCACACAACGCCAUGCGAUCCUGACCCUUUAGCUCCGGUCUCGGAAGAGCAUCCUCCUUGCUCAACAAAGACUGAGAAGUUGAUCGCUGAUCUCACAUCUCUGGUGACAGAGGCUCAGGCCUCAGGCCAGAAGAGCCUUGUCGCCAUGGGCGAGUUCGGCCUUGACUACGACCGUCUGCAUUACUGCUCCAAGAGUAUCCAACUUCAUUCAUUUGCCGCCCAGCUGAAGGUUGCUGCUUCGAUAUCUCCCCAGCUACCAUUGUUCCUGCAUUCUCGUGCUGCUCAUGAUGACUUCGUUAGGCUCUUAAAGGAGGCAUUUGGCGACAAGUUGGAAAGGUUGGAGAAGGGUGGUGUAGUGCAUAGCUUUACCGGCACAGCUGAAGAGAUGCGCGAGUUGAUGGACCUGGGCCUGUACAUUGGUAUCAACGGGUGCAGUUUCAAGACUGCUGAGAAUUGCGCCGUUGUAAAGGAGGUUCAUCUCGACCGUCUUAUGAUCGAGACUGAUGGGCCUUGGUGCGAGGUUCGACCAAGCCACGAAGGCUACAAGUACUUGAUCGAAAAGAAGGAGGUACCUGUCCUCGAGAAUAACCAGAAUGGGGCUGCUGCUGCUGCUGCUGUCGAGCCCGCACAGAAACAACAAAAGCAGUCCAAGAAGAACCAGAAGAAAGAACCAGAGGUGCCAGAACGAUAUAAGAUCGUCAAGAAGGAGAAGUGGGAGGAGGGAGCCAUGGUUAAGGGGCGCAACGAGCCCUGCAACAUCGAGCGCGUUGCCAAGAUCAUCGCAGGUAUCAAGGAAGUCAGCAUCGAGGAGGUUUGCGAGGCGGCUUGGAAGAACACCGUGACAGUAUUUGGAAUUGAAGAGAAGUAG
This is a messenger RNA of Fusarium sp. VM40, 1191 nucleotides long. The record is from the annotation of a GenBank genome assembly. NCBI's taxonomy places the organism in Eukaryota, Fungi, Ascomycota, Sordariomycetes, Hypocreales, Nectriaceae.